This is a messenger RNA of Cladocopium goreaui, 870 nucleotides long. The record is from the annotation of a GenBank genome assembly. Lineage: Eukaryota; Dinophyceae; Suessiales; Symbiodiniaceae.
AUGCCGCAUGGCGCGCAUGGCGCGCAUGGCGCACUGUGGGCCGUGGAGUCCUGGACGAUGAGCGGAGCUGGAAAGGCCUCGGCCUUUCUGACCGUGGAUCAGCCAGUGUUAUCAGCAGCCACACGUGCAAAACGGACUGCCAACGUGGGCAUGUGUGAUGGAGUGCUAGGAGAUGAACGAAUACAUGUGACCGUUGAUGCUGAGAACAAGCGCUCCCUGUUACUGGACGGCCCCAGCACCAGUGGCUUCGUGCAGUCCCAGCUGCGCUGCAAAGGGAGCCCGGAGCUCUUCAUGGGCAGUUGUGACGAUCCAUUGAUCCGAAAAGCUUGGCGCUGCGAGCUUCCUGAGCCGCUAGAGCUGAGCGAGGCCUUUCCCUACGUGGCGGCCAUCCUGCGAAGGAUGGAAGGAUGUCGGAAGCAUCCCAUGAAGGUCUUGUUGCUGGGUCUGGGUGGUGGCACCAUGCAAAGCUACCUGGACGCCACCUGUCCUGCGUCGCAGCUUCUCACGGUGGAAGCCUCUCCUGGAGUGCUCGAGGCGGCCAGGCGCUUCUUCGGCUUCACCGGCCCGGUGCACCUGAGCGACGCGCGCCUUGCGUUGUCCCAGCUGGUGUCCGAGCAACGACGCUUCGACGCCAUCGUGGUGGACAUCGCGGAUACGGUGCUGGACAGGUCGGAUGUGGAGCAUUUGAAUACCUUGCUGAAAGAUGGCGGUCUAGUGCUUCACAAUCACACCAACCAGCACAAAAUGAUGGAGCAACUCGACACCUUCAGGAGUAUCUUUCCAGAUGCGCAGCAGCAGUCCUUUGAGGGUGGCAAUGUGCUCAUGUCCUACACCAAGCAUGGACCUUCGCAGAUAGCGAUCCAAAGCUGA